Lemur catta (Ring-tailed lemur) is the source of this 3234-nucleotide messenger RNA. It is a transcript of the gene IKBIP, whose product is annotated as IKBKB interacting protein. The coding region runs from base 324 to 1454 and encodes 376 amino acids. The record is from RefSeq and is a predicted model, not a curated record. The transcript has 3 exons. Lineage: Eukaryota; Metazoa; Chordata; Mammalia; Primates; Lemuridae.
CGCCCCUCUACCACGCGUCCCGGCGGCCUGCGCGCGCCCGGGAGUUUCAAUUUCCUCGGGUUUGCGGCAAUUUCGCAGGGGGAGCGGGUGGUGGGGUCGCCGCCAGCCGCAACUGGAGGAUGUAGCGAGCACCGGGUAGCUGAGAGGCGCAAAGGAGCAGCGAGGAUGGCCGGGAGAGGGAAGGCGUUGGUUUCUGGGCGGCGCCAAGUCUGUGAGGGGGCGCGGUCACCGCCGAGGCUGCCCUAGGACGCCAGGGCGGCCACGUCCCGCUUCCCCCGGGUGUGGAAGCCGCCGCGCGUGCGUAGCCCUAAGGGUCUCUAGACAUGUCGGAGGUGAAGAGCCGGAAGAAGUCGGGGCCCAAGGGAGCCCCAGCGGAGCCGGAGAAGCGGAGCGAGGGCCGAAAGAGCCCCGAGGCCCGGGGCGGCGGAGGUGGGGUCUGGGCUGACCCCCGGACGGGCCUGAGCCUGCUGUCGCUGGGGACGUGCCUGGGCCUGGCCUGGUUUGUAUUUCAGCAGUCAGAAAAGUUUGCAAAGGUGGAAAACCAAUACCAGUUACUGAAAAUAAAAAGCAAUGAGUUCCAAGGACUUCAAAGUAAAAUCACUUUAAUUUCAGAAAAGCUUGAGUCUACUGAAAGUAUCCUGCAGGAAGCUACAUCAUCCAUGUCUUUGAUGACCCAGUUUGAGCAGGAAGUAUCGAGCCUCCAAAGUAUCAUUCAUGACAUUCAAAAUAGUGAAGAGAUGCUCACUCAAAAGAUGCAAAACCUUAAUGAGAAAUUCCAGAAUAUUACUGAUUUCUGGAAGAGAAGCCUAGAAGAAAUGAAUGUUAAUACAGACAUUUUCAAAUCAGAAGCAAAACAUAUACAUUCUCAAGUUACUGUCCAAAUUAAUUCAGCUGAACAAGGAAUAAAAUUGCUCACUGAGCGGCUGAAAGAUUUGGAAGAUAGCACACUAAGAAAUAUUAGAACAGUAAAGAGACAAGAAGAAGAAGAUCUCCUGCGAGUAGAGGAGCAGCUUGGAUCUGAUACAAAAACAGUUGAAAAGUUAGAAGAGGAACAGCACACUCUCUUUGCCAGAGAUGAAGAUCUGACUAAUAAACUUUCCAACUAUGAGCCCAAAGUUGAAGAAUGCAAGACACAUUUACCAACAAUUGAAAGUGCUAUUCGCUCUGUUCUCAAAGUCUCUCAGGAUCUGAUAGGAACAGAAAAGAAAAUGGAAGACUUGACUAUGCAGAUGUUUAAUAUGGAAGAUGAUAUGCUGAGAGCAGUGUCUGAAAUAAUGGAGAUGCAGAAAAUCCUUGAAGGAAUUCAAUAUGAUAAUAGCAUAUUAAAGAUGCAAAAUGAACUGGAUGUUCUCAAAGGAAAAGUUCACAAUUUUAUAGCAUAUUCAAGUAUAAGAGAAAAGGGAACUUUAGAAGAAUAUAAUCUAGAAAAUAAAGGAAUUGAUGGUGAUUUUUAAAUUCACUACAUUUAUUCUGAUGAAUCAUAUUAUUAUACAUAAAUUGAUUAGUUCCACGGUUUUAAGUUACUUUGUUUUGAUAUGCCUCGCUAUAUCCUACAUUAUUAGGAAAUAGAUGUUCACACAAAUGGAUUACCCAUAUAAUCAAAGCUUAUCUUUUUAAACACUAAAACUUUACUCUAUUGUAACCAUUCUAAAUAGAAACAGUUCUAAAACAUAUAUUUCUCUAUUUUUAAAGCAAGAUAUUUAAUAUUUUUAAAUGUUUUUCUAAUAAUUCAUGGACAUCAUUAUGAAACUCGCCUGUUAUAUUGGACCCAAAUAUAUCGAUGUCUCUAGGAACUAAUGAAGAGUGUUUACCACUUCACUAAAUGACCCUAGUUUGCGGUUUUUCAAACCUUUGUUUCAUGCCUUUUCUGCCACUGGAUCUUACUGUCGGGUUGGUUGGUAAUGUCCCUGCCUAAGCCAGUUCUUCACUUUCCUUUGUAAUUCACUGCAGGUUAAGAAUCCAGACAACCAAGUUCAUAAGAAUUUUGUCUAAAAUAAAAGAUAACAUGCCUGAGGGAGAGCCUGGGGCCUUUGCUAUGAAUUAAUAUGCACUUUCUGAAAGCUAUGAAGCCUGGGAAAUGUUUUACUUUUUAAGGUUCUGAACUGUGUUACACAUACUUGUAAGAAUUUUAAAAUACAAGUAAAUAUCUUCUAAUUUAAGGCCUUUCCUAUGAAUUGUGUGUGUAUGCUUUGAAAUAUGAACCUUUGGAAUAUCUUUGUAUAUCUGGGCUUUUUUUUUUUUUUUUUUUUUUUUAGAUUCUAACUGUGUUUACACUCUUGAGUUUGCUAGAUAUACAAUCUCUAGAUAAAUUAGUCUACUUACAAUAGAAAUGCACCAAUAAACCUGUGGCCUACUUUAAGGAGGAAAAAGCAUAAUGAUAAAUGAUGAUAUUAAUAAUUAUGUUAAAAGUAUAUCAUUUUAAAGGUUUCGUAAACUACUGAACUAAAUUUGUUUUACAUAUUGAUUUCAUUUUAUUCAAAAUAAUAUAAUAUUGCCAACUGCAUAUGGAAGUGCUUUUCUUACUUGCCAAUAACCAUCCCAGUUUUAUAAUUCAAUUUCAGUGGAAUUAAACACAAAACUCGAAAGCAGUCAGUUACAAAAGACAGUUGUUGUCAGAUAGUUUCAUUAUGUAAAUUUGCAAGUUUUUGGAGAAAUCCCAAACAAGUUCUACAUUAGAGUUAGGAGUGCCUAUGGUAGAUAGCCACAGUUAUAAAAAUAAUCUUGAAGAGUGCUACUAUUAAGGCAUAGCAUUAAUUUUUGUUAUUGUGACAUUAAAUUUCUUGGCUUCUGAAUGUGUAAGUUCUUAUCUAUGUGCACUGACAAAAUUCUGUUUGUUUACUUUUAUUUUAGUGCUAGAAAAAUAGGUUAUAAAGUUGGCUGAAACUUUGUUGUUUCAACCUCCAUCCUGUCAGGGCAGAUAUGCUCUUUUGUACUCUUCACUUUUAAAUAAUUUUUUUUUUUUGCUGAUCAGAUUUCAUACAACUUUAUUAUGAACUUAUGUAUGUCAUGGUAAUGGUUACUGAACGUAAAUGGAAACAAGGUGGCCACUGUGCUCUAUGACACAAAGGAAACAAACUGAACUUCUACAAAUAUUACGUGAGAAAACUAUUGAAGUAUAUAUAUACAUAUGUGUGUGUGUGUGUAUAUAUAUAUAUAUAUAUACUCUGUAUGUGUAUAUAUUCCUUUACUAAUGUUUUUCUAUUAAAAAUCAUCAUUAGAUUUAGAUAUACUUAA